Vigna unguiculata (cowpea) is the source of this 939-nucleotide messenger RNA. Its product is annotated as proteasome assembly chaperone-like protein. NCBI's taxonomy places the organism in Eukaryota, Viridiplantae, Streptophyta, Magnoliopsida, Fabales, Fabaceae. Gene Ontology annotation, biological process: proteasome assembly. The record is from RefSeq and is a predicted model, not a curated record.
AUAGGCCGAAAUUUGGUGCAUAGAGGAAGUUGCACAUUUUCUCCCAUUUCUUCUCUCUCUCAACAGGAACAACGAAAACCUCGCCUCUCCGCUCCGUCGGCAUCACCGGCGGCGAUCUCAUCUUCUUCUCCUUUGAAACCGAUUCUCGAAAGAAGCACUUUGAGAUAACGACUGUUAGAGUCUUUGAGUAGUGUGAGUGUGACCUAUCAGCGCCGAUGUCAAUGAAUACGGAAAGCUCCACUUCUCAAUUUCCAGUGUCUCAACUCAAUUUCUCUCGGGAAAUCAAUGGGAAUGAAACGGAGAUUAUUAUUUCGAGAUACGAAGAUCAUUUUCUGGUUAUUGCUACCCAAAUAGGAACCAUGGGGACAAUAGUAUAUGCCAGAAAGGAAGAAGGGGUGUCCAUCAAUCCAACGUUCAACGUUUCUGUUAUAUUUGGCAAACGGGAUGAGCCAAUGUUAGUAGCAUGUGCACGUCAGCUGAUUGAGCAAAUGAGUUUGUCUGGCUCCUCCAGGCCAUUGGUCCUCUCGCUUGGUCUUAAAGACCAUUCUGUGGAGACAUUGAAAGGCAUUGUUUCUGCUGUGAUGGACAAUAGCAUGUGGUAAGAAAUUGCUGAUGAAAAUAUAUCAAGUGAUUGGAUUUCUACCAAGUGGGCAUUCUACAAAAGAAAAAAAAAAAAGUGAUUGGAUUUUAAGGUCAAGUUUUAAAAUUUACAAUAUUUUUUAUUACGAAUAUUGCAGAUACUAUAAGUGUAGAGAGACAAUGUUGAACUAAUGACCGGAGUAGGAAACGGGAGAGGAAAAGUAGAACUUUUAGGAUCAAAAUUUUCAUAUUGUUGUCAUAAUGUUUUUAAAUUAAAAACGUUUAAUAGCCUCCCCAUUAAAUAUGUCAUUAAAUUACAUGUCAUUGUUAAAAUGGGAGAAAUAAAAGGAUUGAUUUGAA